Messenger RNA from Cuculus canorus (common cuckoo), 797 nucleotides. RefSeq names its product lipocalin-like. The transcript is spliced from 7 exons. Bases 111 to 668 code for a protein of 185 amino acids. Gene Ontology annotation, molecular function: small molecule binding. The record is from RefSeq and is a predicted model, not a curated record. NCBI's taxonomy places the organism in Eukaryota, Metazoa, Chordata, Aves, Cuculiformes, Cuculidae.
CCUGGCUCUCCGGCACUACAGCUCUGCCUGCGCCUCUGGAUCAGCUUAGCUCAACUCAGCUCAGUUCAGUUCAUCUCGACUCAGCUCAGUUCAUCUCAGCUCACGGAGACAUGCACGCCACGCUGCUGGGCGUCCUGGGGCUGGCCCUGCUUGGAGCACUGCACGCUCAGGACAGCAUUCCUGUGCAAACCGACUUUCAGCAGGACAAGCUCACGGGGAGAUGGUACUGCGUCGGCCUGGCCUCCAACUCCCACUGGUUCAAGGAGAAGAAGCAACUGAUGAAGAUGUGCACCACGACCAUCUCUGCCACCGAGGAUGGGAACCUGGAAGUGAUCUCCACAUACCCCAAGGGUGACCACUGCGAGAAGAGGAACAGCCUUUACACCAAGACGGAGCAGCCGGGGCGGUACAGCUACACCAGCCCUCGCUGGGGCAGCAAACACGAUAUCCGCGUGGUGGAGACCAACUACGAUGAGUACGCACUGGUGGCUACCCAGAUCUCCAAGAGCACCGGCUCCUCCACCAUGGUGCUGCUCUACAGCCGGACAAAGGACGUCAGUCCCGAGCGCCUGGAGAGGUUCAGGCAGUUCUCCAUGAAGCAGGGCCUGGCAGAUGAGGAGAUCCUCGUCCUGCCCCACACGGACAAAUGCAUGGCAGAUGCUGCCUAGGCAGACCCCUGCGAGCCAGCAGAUGCCCUGUCCCGUCCCAGUGCACCCCAGCACCGCAGCAGCCCUCACUCCCUGGCUUCACUCUCCACACCUGCACCCUCGUUCCCAUUAAAGCCAGUGUAAAACCAG